Manduca sexta (tobacco hornworm) is the source of this 2590-nucleotide messenger RNA. RefSeq names its product alpha-tocopherol transfer protein. The record is from RefSeq and is a predicted model, not a curated record. Gene Ontology annotation, molecular function: phosphatidylinositol bisphosphate binding. Lineage: Eukaryota; Metazoa; Arthropoda; Insecta; Lepidoptera; Sphingidae. The transcript is spliced from 6 exons. Gene Ontology annotation, cellular component: membrane. Bases 94 to 1083 code for a protein of 329 amino acids.
UCAAGGCGACGGGGAACACAAUUCGACGUUACUCACUGACUCAGUACAGUGCGAGCGCACGGCUAAAAGGACGUUGCGUGGACUCGUUUCAGGAUGUCCCCGGCAGCGUCGUUUGCUGAACGAUGGGCCCGCGACAACCUCACCCGGGACCCCACACCAGACGAGCUAGAGGUCCUCGGCCUGUUCCCUAUCACGUGCGAUGGAGACGAGAUCGAGGCGAGUAAACGAGCUAGGAGGUACUACAAGGCCCGAGGUCCUGGUGGAUUGACGGAGCUGUGGCACAAACGCCAUCCUGAUGACGAAGAUAUACUGUCUAGCUGUCAAGAUGUAUACAUAGUACCAUUGCGAGCUAGAAGCAUGAGUGGAAGGCGAGUGACUUUAAUCCGUUUACCCGCACCCACAGCCCUGGACAGAACGUUAUCUCCCAAAGCAUUGCUAGCUCGGUGGCUCAUGAUACUUGAUAUAAGAUUGCGUGAAGACCCUACACCUGCUGAUGAAGUGGUUUUCAUAGACGUCGGCGAUCUUCAACCGGCGCACAUCAAAAACCACUUCCGAGGCAACUACUGGAAGGAUUUCGUUUGGUGUAUGAAGACAGCAUACCCACUCAGAAUCACAGAAGUACAUGUUAUCAACACGCAAAGGUUAAAAACCAUUUCCCUCCUUCUCCUACACAUUGGUCUGUAUCCGUGGAGGCGCAAAGUGGUCAGGAUCCACACGAACACUGAAGAUAUCAACCAGGCCAUGGGGUUGGACUACUUCCCUAUUGAAGGUCUACCUUACGAGUAUGGUGGAAGAGCUGGAGCUAUGAAGGAUCUUAAUGACGAAUGGACAAAAAAACUCCUUUCCAACGCGAAAUGGUUGCAGACGGAAGAGCGUAAAUUCUACGACACAGACCUCAGGCCGGAGGUCCGAACUCGGAAAAACAAGAACGCCAUGCGGACCUUACGAAGCAACAUCGGCUCCUACGACAUGAUCACUCGAGCCCACUCGUGUCGGUCCCUUCAUACUCGAGAUGACCUCGACGAAGGCCUCUAUGGAGCCUACAGGACUCUUAAAGUGAAACCUGAUAAAUUUUAUGUGUAAUGAUGUUUAAUGGUGCAACUCCUUAAAUUUAUUGCAUGAAUAUUUUCAAAUCAAAACGAAUUAGAGUAUCUCGCCCUCACACCUACCACGUCAACUCUUGUAAGCCAGAAUCAGCAUAAGCAAUUUAUGACACCGAGUGGUGAAGCCAGUCAGGGAACACACAUAUAAGAUAGAAUGAAAUGAGAAAUCAAAACUAAUAGGGAUGAAGUAUGCUUCACUAAAAAUUUACCAAAUAGUAAUGAAAAGUUGCGUGUCCUAGUGUAUCAUAUCCUGGGGCCAUGAGAUGUCUUUCUACAUUCAUCAAUGGUAAUAGGUAACAAAAAUGUGUACGGGAAUGGAAUUAUCGAUAAUAUUAUCGCUAGGAUAUUAUGACGUUUUCAUACAUAACGUUAGCGUUUACGAUUCUAGAAAUACAUCUCGACUACGGUCCCUGAAAUCAGUAGGAAUGCCUUCCUUUAAUAGUCUGGUAUAAUUAUGCUGAUGUUUAGUAUGUAGUUUUCGUUGCAUUGAAUUUUAACUUAACUGACUAACAAAAUGCAGUCAUUACUGUACUAUGACAAAAAAAAUGCUGACUUAUCGCAUUACGCAUAGAUUCGUUUUUGCUAUGACAUUAGGACAGAGUUACGCCAAAAUGUACGAACAACUUGUAAAAAACAUUAAUUGUACAUUAUUAUUUUUUAACGGUGAAGAAAAACAUCGUGAGGAAUCCUACAUACCUAAGAUGCACUGUAUAGGAAUUUUGAGGCUAAUCCCUCUCCAUGAUAGAGUACAUUUUGACAUAACUAUGUCCAUCUGUCUAGCCAUAUUGAUGCACAAUUUAAGGGGUUUACACGACUAUUAUAUAUUUUGGUACCUAAAGAAUUCAAUUCACGCUGAUGUUUCCUGCACGAUAGUAGUAAGUUGUAAUUAUUCAAUAAGUACUCAGUUUUUUAGACUUUAUUAUUUAUUACAAGUCAUAUAUAAAUAUAUAAGUCUACACAUAUGAUGACCACGAGAAACACUAAAUCAACGAACUAUAGAAAACCAUAGCGCCUUACUAUUAUGAAUAGUGUGAAAUACGCGCAUGAUUACGAAAUUGCGGUAAUUUAGCAAAAGGCGAUCAAAAUUAAACAUCAGUUUCACUUCAAAUGAAAGAAGAACGGGCCAGAAACUCUGGUGUUACUCUUUUCAAAAUCAGUUUAAGGGAAAUAGUCGUACAUAUCAAUAUUAUCACAUUUUCUGACUAUUCGAAAGUCAACCAAAUUUACAGUAGCUUUAAGUUCGCUUUUGCACAAUACACUAAAAAUUACGUCUAUUUAUUUUCAUACAUAAGAUUUUAUGAAAACAAUGUUCAAAUCGACACUUGUGUUCAAUACAACUAUUUUAUACUUAUUAUUUUCUUUUCUAUGAAUCUCAAAUAAGUAUUUAUAUAUUUUCCACCUGUGUAAAAUACUCUUUCGACUAGAAAAAUGUAUAAUAAGAAAUAUAUUUUGUUAAUAUUUUAAUUGUAAUAUACGGCUUUAUAAAA